GCAUCUAGAGGCUACAUGACCUCAGCACAGCUUCUUACCAAACACAGCGGACACAAUAGCCUCUACAGUGCAGACACUCAGUGCAGAACUAUGGAGGAAGGACCUUACAAGUACAUCAGGGAUGGGAACGGCAAGGUUAGUCGUGUCAUCCGGAUUGGAACCCGCAAGAGCGAGUUGGCCCGCAUCCAGACCAACAGUGUGGCAGACAAGUUGAAAGAGCUGUACCCGGAGAUCCACUUGGAAAUAGUUGGCAUGUCGACGACUGGAGACAAAAUCCUCGACACAGCUUUAUCAAAGAUUGGAGAGAAGAGUUUGUUCACCAAAGAGUUGGAGAAUGCUCUGGAGAGGAAUGAGGUCGACCUCGUUGUUCACUCACUGAAAGACCUGCCCACUACUCUGCCGCCGGGAUUCACCAUCGGAGCUGUGCUGAAGAGAGAAAACCCCCAUGAUGCUGUGGUCCUCCACCCAAAACAUGUGGGGAAAACUCUUCAGACUCUGCCAGACAACAGUGUGAUUGGCACCAGUUCUCUGCGCCGUGCUGCUCAGCUGAAGAAGAGAUUCCCCCACCUGCUUUUCAAAGAUAUUCGUGGGAACCUGAACACACGUUUGAAGAAGCUGGAUGAGAAGGAGGACUUUGCUGCCAUCAUCCUGGCUGCUGCUGGCCUCAAGAGAAUGGGCUGGGACAACCGAAUCAGCCAGAUCCUGGAGCCUGAAGUCUCCAUGUAUGCUGCUGGACAGGGGGCUCUAGCAGUGGAGGUUCGGGCCAGAGAUGCAGACAUCCUGGAGAUGGUGUCUGUCCUGCAUGACCAUGACACUGUGCUGCGCUGCAUAGCUGAGAGAGCCUUCCUGAAGCACCUGGAGGGUGGCUGUAGUGUUCCAGUGGCUGUACAUACUGAAGUGAAGGACUCCCAGCUGUACCUGACGGGUGCUGUGUACAGCCUGGAUGGAUCAGACAGUCUGAAGGAAACCAUGCAGACGAGCAUUGCUGCUACUGACAAGAACCUGGAGGAAGUGGACGAGCGUGUCCAACGAGUGGGUGUCACAGCCAGCAAGAUCUCGGGUGAAGCCCAGGACUGUGCCGAGCGGCUGGGGGUCGACCUGGCCAACCUACUGCUGAGCAAAGGAGCCAAGGAGAUCCUGACGGUGGCCAGGCAGCUCAACGAUGCCAGAUAAUCCAGCCCGACUGAGGGGCAGGGCUCCAGAGGUGACCAGGUCCUUGAGUGCAGGAGUCAGUCACAGCCUUGUGUCAAGUAAAAACUUGAAUUCCUUUUUUGUAUUCCGCAUUUCAUGUUGCUUGAGAAAAAGAAUGGCGAGUUUCUGUUCUGCCUGGUGAACUCAGUCAAUGGCAGACAUACUGUUGAGGAUUUCAAAUGUUACUUGGACCAAAGUUGUGCUCAGAGUGAUAAAAUGCUGCUAAACUGAUCAGCUUGAUCAGCUUGUUCAGGGUCACUGCAGUACUCUUGGUCUUGGUUCCAGCCUGUUCUUACAUACCUCGUGGAACCAUCUCCUGAGCCAUGUUGAAACCACCUCACUGGGAACUUCACUGAUAAACACAAAAUGGUCUUCAAACAAUGUCACAGCACUUACAGUACCAUCACUGGCACUGUAUCCUCGUGGUUAAACUCUUCAAACUUUUUUUUUGUUUGUUUUUUUAAAGCAUGCUAGUCUCAGCAUAUUAUAAAAGCCCAUUUUCAGCCAAUGCGAUGUAAGACAUUUAAUGAAACACCUCUGACUGACUUAGUAUCUCAAAAAAAAUAAUUAGAAAGUAGCAAUGAUAAUGAAACAAUGAAAAUUAUUUUAUUGUGACAUACCUAGUCGUUCAGAGAGUUUACUCUUAGUUCCUCUCUCAGCUGCAUUCUCAUUUCUCAUUCAAAAGCAAAAGUACCAAAGAUGAAUUUCCAAGCUUGUGAAGGCAUUUACUGGUUUGCAGCAGGCAACACCGCAGUGAAACUGGGCUAAUUUAAGUAUGAAAGUUGAAAAAUGGAUAUAUAAAUGUAAAUUUAGUCCUUCAUUCAUGAGCUCUGAGCUCUAUGAGGAGUCUGUGACUUUCUUUCUCAAACUCCUUCAUGUUUACUAGUACCUGAUCAGCCCUUAUGGGACUAAUUAGUGUCAUCGUGGAGUGUUUUAUCACAUUUUCCUCCUGAAAUAUAAAACACUAUUUCUGCAUAACCUUCAUUCAGCUCAUGAAUGUAACAUCUUCAGCUGAGAUGGUUUACUGCUUUUAAGAUGAGCUCUUUUACAAUGAGAGAAGUCAUACUUAAGAUAACUGAUGAUAAGCUGGUUGGAGUGUUUUGUUUUACACUAUGCAUGGCAGAGCUAGUGAUGCUACCUGUGUACAGCUCUGUACUGAACCCCUACAGAGUACUGUUCCACUGCAUGACAGGAGAAUACCUGUUUAGCUUUGGAACAAUCCCUGCAUCUCUGCAGUUUUCUGCUGUGAUUUUAAAUGUGCACCGGGCCGAUGAAUAGCAGUUUGUCCUCCUUCUUGAACGCAUUGUCACUACAGAUACAGUACAGUUAAGUAGUAGUUAUCAGCAUAUGAGUUUUAAAUACAGUGAAAAUGCUGCAGCUGUGGAUGUAUUGUAAUAUAUACAGACUCCACACAGCAGCCACCCUGCUCUCUGGCUUUCAUGAACUGGCUAUAGGGUGGCUUCCUGUUGUGUUAGAGAUGUCAAGUUAGACCUGUUUAACUGAAAAUAUCACAGAUUAUAUCAGUGAACCAUAACAGUGUUUAACAUCUGUAUUGCCACACUCAUUGCACUGGCUCAAAAUUGAUUAUUGGUCACUAUAGUCUCAUGCAGAUAGUACUUGUUGUGGUGUAGCUCUACUUAAGCACCUUUCCAUUCAACAAACAAAACAAGAAUAAAUCUCAUAAUUAUGACUUGAGUAUCAUAAUUGUAACAUAGUUUUCUUGUAAUUGCAAGAUAUAGAUUUUGUCAACAUGAAGUAGCAUACCCAUAAUUAUGACCUCCGUAAAAUUGUAAAUUUGACUUACUGUCAUAAUUGCGACAUUUCUAAUUCACAAUCUGAAUGGAUCGCUUACUUAUAGUUUUCCUGUAGUUACUGAGUAGGAUUUUUGUAAUUUUGAGAUAUGAAUGUUGUAAUUAUGAGAUCCUUAGUCAUAACUCUGAGAUAUAGAAGUCAUAAAAUUUAGUAUAUAUUCUGGUGAAUGGAGUGCACACCAUAGUUAAUCCACAGCUACUCAGAAUUUUAGCAGGGUACAAAAUUUCUGUUUGCUGUAAUGUUGCCAUGCACUCCACAUAUCAAAACUUCACUGUUUCCAAAAGCAAUAGAUUUUCAAACUUAAUGACCUUAAUGACUUGCCUAAUAAAAUAAACAUGUCUUCAAUGCCAUUGUUUGUCUUUCAGUAGUUUGAAAGUACCUUCUCAGUCAGUGUAUCAUUUCUGCCUAAGUAAACUGCACAUGCCUUACAUAGAAGAGUGCCUGUUUUUUCUUUGAUAAAUCACAGUAGAUCUUCAUUGUGUAUCAGCACACACACUGUACAGUUAGUGUGAUACCAUAUUGAAUAUCCUUUAUUGUAUAUUAUACUUAAUUUAAACCUCCUGAGACAGUGUGAGGUAACAUUAGCCAUAUUUGUUAUCAGCUUUAAUUUCUGUACGAAUUAAUGUAGUGUUUCUGUUUAGGUUCUUUAUCACAAUAUUCAUUGUUACAUCAGUCGGUUAAUGAUGAAAUAUUGACACAGAAUCUUCAAGUGUCUUUUCUUUUACCACUUAUGUCAACAUCAUGUCAAAUUAAAACACUGAUGUCAAGAAAUAAA
This is a messenger RNA of Scatophagus argus, 3778 nucleotides long. Its product is annotated as porphobilinogen deaminase-like. Gene Ontology annotation, molecular function: hydroxymethylbilane synthase activity. Gene Ontology annotation, cellular component: cytoplasm. Gene Ontology annotation, biological process: heme biosynthetic process. NCBI's taxonomy places the organism in Eukaryota, Metazoa, Chordata, Actinopteri, Scatophagidae. The record is from RefSeq and is a predicted model, not a curated record.